This is a messenger RNA of Perkinsus marinus ATCC 50983, 885 nucleotides long. RefSeq lists its product as hypothetical. Lineage: Eukaryota; Perkinsozoa; Perkinsida; Perkinsidae. The record is from RefSeq and is a predicted model, not a curated record. The transcript has a single exon. The coding region runs from base 24 to 746 and encodes 240 amino acids.
CUCCAGGUUAAAUCUUAUUCGUGAUGCCUCUUGCUUACGGCUCUCUCUUGCUUGCCACUGUGAUGGAAGCAGCCCUGGGACUACCUGAUAUCCCUUUCCAGAUUACUGCUGACUAUCCACUGGGUUGUUAUGGAGGUCCUGGUCCAGGGAAUGGAAGCACCAUUUACAAUAUUCUAGCGCCUUCCUGCAUUUACAACAUGAAGGGAUAUACAAUCGAUGGAGUUCAUAGAGAGGUUGCCGGGAUCAUACUCAACACCAACAGGCCUUGGCAUUAUGGCAGCCUGCAUAUGAACCUCAAUCUGUCCACCGUGCCUGGCACCGAAACGCAUGAUGUCCUAGUGGGAACGGAUGGUUGGGCUCACCUGAGUGUCGGUGAUGAAACCAGAGACUUCUGGUGGAAUCCAGCCCCAGGUAAGAACAUCUACGGUCCAGAGCCUGUUGAAGUGGGUGUCCAAGUUUCAACUAUCGACUCUGGUACUCUCCCUAAUAACGUGAGCAUUUGGAGCUCGUGGGAUAGGCUAACUGGUACAGCGAACAGCGACGGGUUGAGGCUAUUUUGUAUGCACAAAUGCUCCUCCAACGUACCCAGUUCUGAGAUUUACACCAUACAAGAAAUCGUCAUAAAAAGAGUGGAAGGUGGCUGGUACUACUUAAUUACGUACGUAUUUCGUGACUAUUCUGAUGACAUAAAAGAUUACGACAAGUAUGUGAUCUUGGGCAAUCUGCAGGACGUGAAUAUAGUUUGAAUCUACCCAGCACCAUGAUUGAAUCAUGAUGAUUCUAUGCCUAGCCAAAGUGGCGACGUCGGUGAGGUAGUCUCCCUGCUCCGAUGCUGGUGCCUCAUGCACCGUACAUAUGUCUUGAACACUGCGAGGAUUUCGGGUC